Molecule: messenger RNA, 1415 nt
Organism: Cinclus cinclus
Lineage: Eukaryota; Metazoa; Chordata; Aves; Passeriformes; Cinclidae
Gene: KCTD18
Product: potassium channel tetramerization domain containing 18
Biological process (GO): protein homooligomerization
Source: RefSeq, a predicted model, not a curated record
GCUGCGUUUUUAGUGCUAUGAACUAUGCUCAGGAUUUCGCAGGCUGUCCUUCCAGAGCUCUGGUCUCACAUCCUGACCACGUAACGCUGCUUGCCCAUUUUUCUCGAAAGAAUCCAAUGGAAGAGGGCAAGGUCGAAGAUGUCCGGGAUAUUCUACGGCUGAAUGUGCGAGGCUGUUUGUACACAGCCAGACGUGAGGCUCUGUGCCGCUUCAAGGAUUCCGCGCUGGCUUCCAUGUUUAGUGGACGCUUUCCUCUCAAAGUGGAUGAAUCAGGAGCACGUCUAAUUGAUCGAGAUGGAAACCUAUUUAAAUAUCUUUUGGAUUAUCUUCACGGAGAAAUUCGGAUUCCUGGAGAUGAACAAGUUCAAACUGCACUGCAGGAGGAAGCAGAUUAUUUUGGAAUCCCUUAGCCAUACAGUCUGUCUGAUCAUUUGGCCAAUGAAAUGGAGACAUACUCUUCAAGGUCCAAUAUAGAGCUUAAAAAGGCUUUGUUGGAUUUAUGUGAUUCUUACCAUUUAGUUUGUACCAAGCCUACAGUUUGGGUCCUGCACUAUCUCAACACUUCUGGAGCAAGCUGUGAAAGUAAAAUUAUUGGUGUGUAUGCCACAAGAGCUGAUGGGACUGAUGCAAUUAAUAAGAUGCUGGGAAUGAAAAUUCAUAGUAAAAGCAUGUACAAAAGAGAAGCUGGAAAUAACAUCCAAUACAUCUGGAGCUACUAUGCAGUAGCUGAGCUGAAAAAGAUGAUGGAUGCUUUUGUUACCUGGGAAGGGAGAGGUGUCAGCUACUGGAGAGUGCCUCAGGAGCUGACUGAAUGUUGGACUCUGGAAGAACGCCCUCUGAGAGGCAGUUUGCAUCAUGUGCCUCCAGUUUAUAAAAGGUAUACGAUUGACUACACUGAAGUGGAAGGUUAUUUACCAUGUCAGGUGGGUCCCCAGCCAGUUAGGUUCUCAGAUCCCUCAACAAGUACCCACAUAAAAGUCAAGAAUUCAUCUUCAUUAAAGGUACCUGCUUGCAAUGCUUCACAUUCUGCAGCAAUUCUUAAACGAAGCCAUAGUCAAAGUGUGAUGCUGCACAAAGAGGCUUCUGAAACCACAUCCACAACAUGCACAUCAGUGCCCAGCAAGUCCCAGGCUCCCAGUGGAAGGCAGAGUGCUGGCAGUGGGACACUGAGCCAAAUGCCAUCCCAAGGCACAGGGAGUAAGAAGCCUGCAGUGGAGCUGAAAAGGACUCUGCUUUUUCUCGUGACACCAUCUCCACCACCUUCUUCUGCAUCCAGUGAAACAAGUGAACAGGACAGUGUUGAUGUUGAAAUGCCUACUACUUCUGCAGUACUGAACAAGAAAGAACCAGCUGUAUUAGCAGGAAGUAUUGCACUUAAGAAUGAUAGUGGAUGGAUAGUGUUUGACUUAGUCUGA